ACUGAGUGAGCAAUUACACAAAAGGUUGAGAAUUUGCUAUCACCCACUCCUCCCACAGCUUCUUGACCUUUUUCCCCUUCCUUUCUUAUCUGACAUUACUGGUUAUCACGGCCACCAGUGAAAGCGCGUUAUCAUAUGUCAUCUUCUUCUUAGGUGCCCCUCCUGACAUCUGCAUAAUUUUGAAGGCCAUGAGGUUGUCACAGAGUUUGUCUAUGGGGGCUACCUUUACUAAAACUCUACUGUUUUUCUAGGUUUAUGUGAAAUCAUAGCUGAGAGUUGAGAUAACUGGUCCUUUGUGUUCUGUUUCCCUGGAUUCUUCUCGUCCUGGGCUCGCCUCAGAUUUCUGUUCUUGCAGCUUUUGGAUCUGAUUGAUAUUGUUUUCAGCACGAUCAAAAGCAUCCGUACCUGAAAAGAUUUUAUCCCUUGAUCAGUCUGGAGUAACAGUGAUCAAGAGUUGGAGCUUGAGUCGUCUAAGAAAUUCCAACGAAUGGGAAAAUCAACGAGCAGGAACUGGACGCAGAUCUACGCGAUCUACGGAAUUGACCAAUGGCAAACACUAAUCUUCCUAUUGUGUCAAGCGAUCCUCUUCGCCGUCUUGUCCGUUCUUUACCUUCUCUACUUCGGCCCCAUUUGCGUCUUCUUUGAGCGAUUACUAUCAAUCGCCGCCGUACCUGCUGUGUCCGCCCGAUUCGCCGCCGGAUUCACUGGCUCCGUCACCGCGCUCUCCGCACUCUGCCUGUUCUUCGCCGCCGCCAACUUCUUCUACUCCUCCGUCCCACUUCACUACGACAUGGCUCAGCGCAUUGUCUCCGCCGUAACUGACUGGUCCUCGGUGAAGCUAGCCCUCGACCUCGGCUGCUGCGGACGCGGCAUCCUCCUCAACGCCGUCGCCACGCAGCUCAAAAAGGAAGGAAGUUCGGGUCGGGUCGUGGGGCUGGACGGAUCCAAGCGGGAGACACUGUCCACGUUGCAUAACGCGAAGAUGGAAGGAGUGGGAGAGUACGUCACGUGCAGGGAGGGUGACGCGAGGAGGCUGCCGUUCCCGGAUGAUUACUUCGACGUGGUGGUGUCAGGGGUGUUCGUGCACACGGUGGGGAGGGAGUACGGCCCGCACACGGCGGAGGCUUCGGCGGAGAGGAUGCGGGCGAUGGGGGAGGUGGUGAGGGUGCUGAAGCCCGGCGGAAUCGGGGUGGUGUGGGACCUAGUGCACGUGCCGGAGUAUGUGCGGAGGCUACAAGAGAUCAAGAUGGAGGAUAUACGAGUGUCGGAGCGCGUGACAGCCUUCAUGGUGAGCAGCCACAUCGUUUCCUUCCGGAAGCCGAGUCAGCACGUGAUGGGGCCCGCAGAGGUCCGACUCGACUGGAGAUCAUGCUGACGCGUCACCACCUAUGCUCUUAGAGAGAGUAUUAAUGACUACAAAUCAUCAAACUGACUGGGGAGGCGAAGUCGAACCAGAUAUUUAUACAUAUAAACAUAUAUGUGCUUGAGAUCGAUUCACAACAUAUAUAACAGUGAGAGGGCACGCAGCCUUAUAGUGAUGUUACGUGGAAGAAGAAAAGCUGCUGCAGUAUUUAUGGUUAUAAGCUUGUUAACCUGAGAAUGGAAGAUGGCAAGUUUUUGUAUAGAACUGAAAUUAUCUGUAAUACCCAUAUCUUUAACGUUUAAAGCUGGAAGCCGAUAUGGUGUGAAUCAUUAUAGUGGCUCAGUGACACCUUUUUUUUCUUUUUCUUUUGGUUUACUGGAAACUUUCGUGUAAAAUGUAAAUGAAGUUCUUGAUUGGAUUGCGAGCACCCAUGGAUACGAGCACGUCACCGUGCUGUAAUUUCA
Molecule: messenger RNA, 1827 nt
Organism: Neltuma alba
Lineage: Eukaryota; Viridiplantae; Streptophyta; Magnoliopsida; Fabales; Fabaceae
Exons: 2
Coding region: 488-1375 (295 amino acids)
Molecular function (GO): S-adenosylmethionine-dependent methyltransferase activity
Source: RefSeq, a predicted model, not a curated record